GGAAAACCCACGGCAGGACUUAGACGCAGAGUAGAAAUCGUAUUAUUGAGACGCUGCUUGUUGAAAAAGUUGAUACCAAUCAAGAAUCUCUUAAAUUGUACCCUGAAAAGCCAGAAUGGAGCUAUCAAUGCCCCCACCUCAGAUCUAUGUAGAAAAGACUCUGGCCAUUAUCAAACCAGAUAUUGUUGACAAAGAGGAGGAGAUACAAGAUAUUAUUCUCAGAUCUGGAUUCACCAUUGUUCAGAGAAGAAAACUGCAUCUCAGCCCUGAGCACUGUAGUAACUUUUAUGUGGAACAGUAUGGGAAAAUGUUUUUCCCCAAUUUAACAGCUUACAUGAGUUCUGGACCACUUGUUGCCAUGAUACUAGCUAGACAUAAAGCCAUCUCUUACUGGAAAGAACUCUUGGGACCAAGUAAUAGCUUAGUAGCUAAGGAGACACACCCAGACAGUCUAAGGGCAAUUUAUGGCACAGAUGAGCUAAGGAAUGCACUUCAUGGAAGUAAUGAUUUUGCUGCAGCAGAAAGAGAAAUGCGAUUCAUGUUUCCUGCAGUGAUCGUUGAGCCCAUUCCAGUUGGACAAGCUGCUAAGGACUAUUUAAAUUUGUAUGUAACGCCAACUCUGCUUAAAGGACUUGCAGAGCUUUGUAAGCAAAAACCAGCAGAUCCUUUUAUUUGGCUGGCUGAUUGGUUGCUGAAAAAUAAUCCCAACAAACCCAAACUUUGUCAUCAUCCAGUUGCAGAAGAACCUUAUUAAAAUAAAGCCCUCAAAGAACAAAUCACGAACUAUCUCACUGUAAAAGGCAUGCUUCUACUUAAGAAAAAAGUAACUCCUAAGGGUUUAAGUAACUACAUGUGAAAUAAAUUAUUUCUUAAAAAUAAAUUUUAAAAGAAUAACUAUUUCGUGCAGCAGAUAACAUUAUCUAAAGUAAAAUAUUGGUUUAGGGUAUGAUUUUUUUUCUAAUAAGAAAAUUGUAUUAGCAGGAUUUAGAAUGUCAACAAAGUAACUGCAACUUUUUAUUUUUACAGUUACAAAGUGGUAUUCAGUUAAGAGAACAAUAAUUCAUAUAGGAUGCAUCAGAGACAACUGAAGAUAAUACGAUACCAUUUCUAUAUAUAGCUGAUUUUUGCUGUGCACCAAUAAGAACCUACUUUAAAUUUCUCUGCCAAUUUACAACCCCCAUAAUGUACUAGGCAAGGUUAGUAGCUAUUGAAAAUACCACCAGGACAGGGGUAGCUAAAGGCACAUUUGGUAGUAUGUUAACUAUACACAAAAGACACUAUACAGUUUAAAAACAAGUUUUGCACAGCUUUACAGUGCAAGACAUGGCCCUCCAUCUCUCUGAGGACUUUUGGAAAACUCUGAGAAGGUGACUGGGUACUUCUUGUGCUCCUUCUGGCAGGUUUGCCCAAAGAAUGCAUAUGAUGGUGCUUCUUGGUCUCUUAGGAUAUCCUUUCUCAUAUUUAGUUAUUUUUCCUCCAUGAGUCACAGUCAUCCAGUGCCCAUCUGACUCUCACUUGCCCUGGUGCUGUCUCUGUGGAGCUCAUUGUGUUGCAAUGGCUGUCGAUUUAGGAUAUGAUUUUAACAAUGAUGUAAGCAUUAAGUAAUAAAAGGCUGAUGUAA
Messenger RNA from Mesoplodon densirostris (Blainville's beaked whale), 1621 nucleotides. It is a transcript of the gene NME5, whose product is annotated as NME/NM23 family member 5. Bases 116 to 754 code for a protein of 212 amino acids. Gene Ontology annotation, biological process: negative regulation of oxidative stress-induced intrinsic apoptotic signaling pathway; CTP biosynthetic process; GTP biosynthetic process. The record is from RefSeq and is a predicted model, not a curated record. The transcript has 6 exons. Gene Ontology annotation, molecular function: nucleoside diphosphate kinase activity. NCBI's taxonomy places the organism in Eukaryota, Metazoa, Chordata, Mammalia, Artiodactyla, Ziphiidae.